AUGUCCGUCAUUAAGCUUACCAACAAGUCUCUUCAGCCAGGACAUCUUACAUCGUCCGGCAAAAUUACCUGUAUAUAUCAACCCGGUAAGAAUGAUCAUACUUAUGCUAAAGUCAAAUAUGAAACUAUAGAAGAGCUUGAGAAUAACAUACAAGAUAGACAGCAAGCAGAUGAUAAAACAUCAUCAACGGCAGCAGUUAAUGCAGCCAUUAUGAAAAUCAAGUCAGAGUUAAAAAUUUUAUGUUCACUUCAGGUACCCAUCUCCGACAAAUCAUCUACAAGUACUUUUAAUACUGAAGUCCUUCCUUCACAAUCAUCUGACUAUACAAAUCUUGAACCUUCAUUUGAAUUACCAUUUGACGAUAAUUUCUUUGAAGAAAUCGUUAAUAAUAUUCAAUUACCUUCAACAUUAGACGACGAUUGGCCUGUUGAUUUUCCUAUUGAUUCAAUUGAUCGAUUAUUUUCUACUGAUUCUGAUAUGACAUUUAAAGAACUUACUGAUAUGUCGAUGGAACAAGAACAAGAAUAUUUUCAACAUAUAGGAAUGAACACUGAUGUUCCUAGUACAACACAUGAUGAAACAACAACGUCUACAAUAGAUUCUGUAUCUGAUGAUAAUGAACGUGAUGAUAUUAAUCGACGUGGUUUAAAAAAAAGUGGUGGACCAGUGCGUAAAUUAGCACGAUUUGGUAAUAAACAAGUAAUUAAAUACUCCGAUGAAUAUCAUGAUCGACGAGUGAAAAAUAAUGAUGCUGUUAAAAAAAGUCGAAUGAAAGCCAAAGAAAAACAAAAAGAAACAGAAUGUAAAAUGACAAAAUUAUCUACUGAAAAUCGUACAUUAAGUGAUCGAGUAGAUUUAUUAAUGAAAGAGUUACAGGUUUUAAAAUCACUUUACAAAGAACUCAAUCAAGAUCUACCUACUUCAGCUGUUCAAGCGCUUGAACGAGUUAAUGUACGUUAA
This is a messenger RNA of Adineta steineri, 960 nucleotides long. Lineage: Eukaryota; Metazoa; Rotifera; Eurotatoria; Adinetida; Adinetidae. The record is from the annotation of a GenBank genome assembly.